AUGUUCAACGGAGGCUUCGGUACCGGCCUCUUGGCCGCCUCGGCUCUGUUCCUCCCUGGCAUCUGCUCUGCAGCCGCGUUUGAGGCUCCGGAACCGUUGGCGAUUCGUGUGCCGGCUACGCCGCGUACCGGCAUUGCUCCUUGUGAUGCCCUUAUUGCCGCUGGCCUCGGAGACCGUCUGGUUCUCGCGACGGAUGAGGGCUACGAGAGUCGUAUCGCGACCUACUGGUCUGUGAGCGCUCGCCUGAGAUCGUGGUGUCUCGUUCAACCGAGGAACACGCAAGAGGUGUCGGACGCCCUGACUGCCUUGGUCAAGGCUGGCUCUGGUGCCGGUGACUGGCACAUUGCUGUCCGUGGAGGUGGACACAACCACUGGGCCGGAACAAACAACAUUGCCAACGGCGUGACCAUCGAUUUGGCAUACUUCAAUCAGUCCUCAUACAACGCCAGGACGAACUUGGCGUCGAUCGGACCAGGUGACCACUGGAAGGACGUCUACGCAAGCCUCCUCAAGUACAACGUCACUGUUACUGGUGGUCGCGAUGGCGGCGUCGGCGUCGGCGGUUUCCUCCUGGGCGGCGGUAACUCGUACUUCACUGGCCGUAUGGGUCUCGGAUGCGACUCAGUCGUCAAUUACGAGGUCGUGCUUGCUGAUGGUCGCAUUGUUAAUGCCAACAGCACUUCCAACUCUGACCUCUUCAAGGCUCUCAAGGGUGGAAGCAGCAACUUUGGUAUCGUCACUCGCUUUGACAUGGAGGCGAUCCCGGCCAAGGACCUCUACACCGGAAUCCACCUCAUGAGCAAAGACAACUCGGAUGCUGUUGUCGACGCCAUCGUCGACUUCACCAACAAGGACCAGUCUUUCGCUGAUGAUGCAAUGGUCGUCGUUUACACUCACAACACCGCUAUGGGCGACGACGUUCUCAUUGCUGCAUCUCGCGUCAACACCCAGGGCAACAGCAACACCACCGCCUUUGCCAAGGUCAACCAGAUCCCCGCCAUCAGCAGCGCCAUGACGCAUCGUAGCAUGUCUGACCUGGCGGUGAACUCGCAGAUUCCUGCCGGUACCCGGAGUGUUUGGUUUACUUUGACAUUCAAGAACGACGCCUCUAUUCUCAAGAGUGCUGUCGAUGCCCAUCAAGAAUUUGUCGAUACCAUGAAGGUGGCCGUCGGUGCUGAUGAGUUCACUACUCAGAUGGUUUUCCAGCCGUUGCCUACCUACUUCGCCAAGAUCGGCAGUGAGCGCGGUGGAAAUAUGUUUGGUCUCGAUGCUGAGACGGAUAACUCCAUUCUUUGGCUCGGCCUGGUGACCAUCAACACCGAGUCUCAGGAGGCUGUGGCUCGCGCCCACAUGGCUGCUGCGGCUGCGAAGAUCGAGGACUUCGCCGUCUCCGUUGACGGAAACGUCAACUGGAGAUACCUCAACUAUGCCGACCCCAGCCAGGACCCCAUUAAGACAUACGGCGGUGUCAACGUUGACUACAUUCGUAGGGUUGCAUCCAAGUAUGAUCCAGAGGGCGUUUUCCAGAAGCGCAUCCCUGGUGGCUUUAAGAUUUCCAGGGUCGUUUGA
This is a messenger RNA of Colletotrichum karsti, 1569 nucleotides long. Its product is annotated as FAD binding domain-containing protein. The coding region runs from base 1 to 1569 and encodes 522 amino acids. The transcript has 3 exons. Gene Ontology annotation, molecular function: FAD binding. NCBI's taxonomy places the organism in Eukaryota, Fungi, Ascomycota, Sordariomycetes, Glomerellales, Glomerellaceae. The record is from RefSeq and is a predicted model, not a curated record.